Messenger RNA from Balearica regulorum gibbericeps (East African grey crowned-crane), 141 nucleotides. NCBI's taxonomy places the organism in Eukaryota, Metazoa, Chordata, Aves, Gruiformes, Gruidae. The record is from RefSeq and is a predicted model, not a curated record.
CACGACGGGGACCCGUCUCCCACCGUUCUCGCUGUCGGCGCCUCCCCGCCGCCCCGCGACCACCUCAUCUGGUCCGUCUUCAACACCAUCUACAUGAACUUCUGCUGCCUCGGCUUCGUGGCGCUCGCCUUCUCCGUCAAG